This is a messenger RNA of Periophthalmus magnuspinnatus, 2792 nucleotides long. RefSeq names its product UDP-GlcNAc:betaGal beta-1,3-N-acetylglucosaminyltransferase 2a (gene b3gnt2a). Lineage: Eukaryota; Metazoa; Chordata; Actinopteri; Gobiiformes; Gobiidae. Bases 199 to 1389 code for a protein of 396 amino acids. Gene Ontology annotation, molecular function: hexosyltransferase activity. Gene Ontology annotation, cellular component: membrane. The record is from RefSeq and is a predicted model, not a curated record. The transcript has 3 exons.
GGGGCUUUCAUUUCCGCUGCACUAAAAAUAUGCUCACCUCAAUGUGUUCAGACACGAAAACUAAACUAGGAACACAAUGUCAUUCAGAAUCUACUGGCCGGAUCGGAGCAGAUGAAGAAACUACAUUGAGAAAAACUAUAAGUGACUGUGAAACAAGGUCUAAAUUAGGACAAGAUUCAGAUCCACAGAGGAGCAGAGAUGACGCUAUCAUCCAAGAGAAUCCGAAUGAUCUUGGGAUUUAUGGCUUUCAAUGUCAUCGGAUGCAUUUUCCUUAGACUUUCUUUGUCUACACACAAUUCACCCCAAAAAAUCCAAAUUCCAACGAGAUUUUGGCAGAAACCUUCGUUGAGUGGAACUUUUUGGAACCAGCAGCAGCAGCGACUUGAUUUCAUUCACAAUCCUAAUUUCAAUACCAUCCUUGCUUCCCCAUCAGAGCUACCUGAUUGGUUGCAUGAUUCUAAACUGAAAUCCGAUGUUUGCAAACCAAAUUUGAGGGUCCAACGACAAAUUGCGGACUACAACUUGCUUCCAAAACAUUUUCAAGACUUUUUACUCUACUCUGACUGUACGUCCUACCCCAUGUUAAUAAACCAACCAACAAUUUGUGAAGAUGCACCGUUUCUUUUGUUGGUUGUGAAAACGCUGGUGCCGCAUUUUGAAAGAAGACAGGCGAUAAGAGAAACAUGGGGACAAGUUGGAGUUGUAGCCAAUAGGACAGUGACGACAGUUUUUCUUUUGGGGAGUGCUAUGCCUGAGGAUAACCACCCAAAUUUGACUGAUCUGUUAAAAUAUGAAGCGGAGAUGCAUAGAGACAUCCUACAAUGGGAUUACAGGGACACCUUCUUCAACUUGACACUGAAGGACAUCCUGUUUCUGGAUUGGUACAGCUCCUUCUGUCCUAACUCUCAGUUUGUCCUCAAAGGAGACGAUGAUGUUUUUGUGAAUACUCCGCAAAUAAUUGAAUUUUUGGACCGUCUCCUCCCACACAAGAUCCCCGAUUUAUUCACCGGAGACGUCAUCACUAACGCAGGACCACAUCGUGACAAAAAACUUAAGUAUUUUGUCCCAGAAAGCUAUUUUGUGGGAUCGUACCCUCCUUAUGCAGGAGGAGGGGGAGUUUUGUAUUCGGGGCAGGUAGCGUUGAAAUUACAGGAAGUAUCUAAGAAGGUGGUUAUUUAUCCUAUAGAUGACGUAUACACCGGGAUGUGUUUGAAAAAGCUGGGCCUUGUGCCAGAGAAGCACAGUGGAUUCAGGAUGUUUGACAUAGAAGCGAAAUACAAGGACAACCCCUGUAUUUAUAGAACUUUAAUGAUCGUGCACAGUCGGACCCCACAACAAAUAAAACAUAUAUGGAGAUGGAUAGUUCAUCCGGAAUUACACUGUCAAUAAUUUUAAUACGGUUUUACUUUUUAAUUUUUGUUUUUACAUUUGGUCUUUAUAGGUCAAUCAUACCCAUGCAGGCUAUAAUGAUAUGGUUUGGAUUAAUAUUGCACUUUAAGUUGACUUUCUUUUCUCUCUCUCUCCUCCUGUGGCCACAUCUGCCCUGGGGUGGACUGCAAUAAACAUGGCUGCCAAUUUGUGCCAACAGCCUCCGCAUUCACCACUAAUUACACACACAAACAAUAUGUAAACAAGGUGGGUUAGGUGUCUUGCCAGAGAAUACAACAGCUAUGCAUUGAGGCUGAAAUGCCAGUCCAGUUUAUUUGUAUAUACUCCACUCACUUGUAACUUGGGAAUGUAUUAAAAAAGGAUUGUCCGUGAACUAUUUAACAGAUUUGGAUGAACUUAGCUUAUUAUGCUGUAUUCUGCAUUUUCUUUUUUAUUAUGUUUUUUGUUGUUAUCUAUCAUGUUAAAAUGUCGUUACGUCAUGAAAAACAUACCUGAAGUUGUGUUUUAUUUUAUUUAAAAAUGCUUGAGUAAUCCUGUAUUCUCUGUCAAUUAAUUUAAAGGGGCACUAUGUCACUUUUCUGGUACAGGGUCUGCCACCAUUUAUGGAGACAAACAGGUAGUGAUACUCUCCUCCAGGGUGUAUGAACAAAAGCGGGUCGUAAAUGCUCAGUAUACGUUUGCCGUGCGUUUUAUAACCAAAAAUGAACAAGCUAUGAGAGCAGACUCGAUGGCCAGAAAACUCUCUUGUAACAACACGACUGGCUUUUGGAAAGAAGUAAAAAACAUGACUGCCACUAAAACAUCUUUGCCAUCAUCUUGGAGCUUUGGUGUCAGUACUACAGUAGAUUAUUUAACUGUGUUCAGAGUGAGCCUUGUGUUAUGACUGAUGUUGGCCAUGCAGAUGUAAUCCUGUCACAUGAAGUCCUUAAAGCUGUCACCAAACUAUCUAACAAUAAGGCCAGUGGUGUUGGUGAGGAUGGUGUUUCAGCAGAGCAUUUAAAGUUUGCACAGUGUGAGGUUAGCACCAGUCCUUUCCAUCUGUCUCACAUGUUUCCUUGUUCAUGGAUUUUUACUUGACUCUUUGUUAACUGUAUUGCUUGUCCCUGUCAUUAAAGAUAAGUCUGGAAAAGUUGGCAGCUCUGACUAUUAUAGAUCUAUAGCUCUGGCCACCAUAGGGUCUUACAAUUUAUUAAAUCCACAGACAAUCAGUUUGGGUUUAAGACUCUGUGUGUAUAGGCUCUAAAAGAGAUUAUUGACAAAUACAGGAGGCAGAUUAUGUGUUUUUAGACGCGUCCAAGACAUCCGACAGGGUGAAUCACUGAAAAUUAUUUAUGAAGUUGAUUCAGAAAGGUGUACCCAAAUAUAUUGUGCAUAUUUUAAUCAAUUGAUAUGGACAACAGACA